AUGGGAUUGGGGGAUGCCCCUGUGCAUUAUCUCAUCUGCUGUGCUUUCUCGAACUUAUCUCUUGAACCUCUUUCCAAAACCAACGGUGAAAGCCCACCCUUUGUCCAUCAACAGCCUUUUUCCUGUUUUGCUACUGCCAUGGCCAGCGGAUCAUCCAAAUACCAUGUUGUCGUUACAGCCAACUCUGUUCCUUUCGCUCAUCAAUUCGACCUCGACGAUGCUAUAACGAUGCCGGAGAAUCCUCAAGCCAGGCAACAAGCAGUCAACUCUUUGGUUUCAGACUUGCCGGCUGUUAAUAAUGCAACUGGAAGUUGCUCAAUUUGCAUGGAAUGUUUCAGGCAAUCUGAUCAGGAUGCUGCUAGACAAGUCUCCUGCGGCCAUGUCUAUCACCAUAUUUGCAUUUCCGAUUGGCUCUUAAACGGCAACAGCAACUCUUGCCCUCUUUGCCGUCAUGAAAUCUCCGGCUGA
Molecule: messenger RNA, 468 nt
Organism: Theobroma umbraticum
Lineage: Eukaryota; Viridiplantae; Streptophyta; Magnoliopsida; Malvales; Malvaceae
Source: RefSeq, a predicted model, not a curated record